Messenger RNA from Sesamum indicum (sesame), 1008 nucleotides. NCBI's taxonomy places the organism in Eukaryota, Viridiplantae, Streptophyta, Magnoliopsida, Lamiales, Pedaliaceae. The record is from RefSeq and is a predicted model, not a curated record.
ACUUAUCUGAAAAUUCAUGAAAAUAGCCCUUGAAUUUGAUGAAAAGAGAGCCAAGUGAAAAGUACCAUAGACGAAGAUACGAACAUUCCAGCAGGUGUCUGUAUCUCUUCGGUUCUCAGUUCUUGCUUCUCAACCCUUCCGUGAAUCCGUAUUAAGAGCUACAAUUUCUUGUGAAUAACACAAAGAAAAAGUUCAAGAAAAAAUGGAGGGGACUUCGAAUGGAGAAGAACCCGCUUCGUGGGAAGAGCUUUACAACAUCAAUUUGAUGCCUUCCGAGAUUUUCUUGAAGUUUCGGAAAGAAAUUCAGGGGUUUCGUGUUGGCGUUAACUUGGAGUUGUAUAAUGCUCCUCUGAACGACUACCAUGCAAAACUGGUUUUGAAACCUUUAGCCAAUGAGCGGAAGUGGAAGCUAAUAUAUGAGCCUUUAUACCAGGAUGUGCAGCUUGUUUCCAAGAAAAUCCCAGUCACAAAGUUCCUUAACCUUCAGGUAGGAGUAGGUCAUAGCUUUCAGUUGCAUGCAACAGGUUGGAAAUGGAAGCUGACAACAUGUCUGGGUGGAGAUGGUAUAUCUAGGAUUCGGAAUAAAACAUCCCUUGGUUUGUGUCCUGGAGUGGAUUUUCGUUUUGGGUGGAGGGCUGAUUAUGUUCUCCCUGAAAUUACUGGGGGUGUGGGCAGUGAUGAACCGUUGUUUAACAUGAAAUCUGGACGCUUACAGGCAUCUCUUGACAGAAUUGAGGCUAUCUUUACCCAUGCUGAUGAAGAAUGACGGAGAUUGCAGGUACACAAAUUGUAGUCAAGGAAAAGGCAAGGAGCAAUAACAUUGCAUAUCGGUUAUUCGUGCUACUUCAUGAAGUAUACUGCUGUCUCUGUGUAAAGCUUAUUCUUCUUGUUGCAGUAUCGUCUAGAUGUGGUGUUAGUUGUUUUAUUGCAGUUCUCUUUACCCCAUUAUCAAUUCCCACUUGGAUCGAAGAGGGAUCCAAUUUCAGGUCUGGGAUAUGAAGACAUGCA